Molecule: messenger RNA, 1514 nt
Organism: Oreochromis aureus
Lineage: Eukaryota; Metazoa; Chordata; Actinopteri; Cichliformes; Cichlidae
Product: protein PML-like
Exons: 2
Coding region: 171-884 (237 amino acids)
Biological process (GO): DNA catabolic process
Cellular component (GO): cytoplasm
Molecular function (GO): 3'-5'-DNA exonuclease activity; nucleic acid binding
Source: RefSeq, a predicted model, not a curated record
GUGCUUUAAAACAUGGCGGGGAAAGCUUGAUAGAUUCGGUGUACAGUAGAACUGUGUCGACCAAAUGUAAUGUUUUGUCGCUAAAUACUUUAGGCCAAUGACGAUAGUCUGUUUUGAACUUUUUAGCUAACCUCUCUGUUGCUCUCACUAACGGAAGUUAUUUAGUCGUGAUGCAAAAAACUGAGGAAGCUGAAGGCGCUCAACAGUCGCUGGUUUUCUUUGACCUGGAGACGACUGGACUGGAUCCAAAUUGUGAGCUCGUCCAGCUGGCUGCGGUGAGUGGAGGCCACUCGCUGAACCUCUACGUCGUCCCUCGCUGUCGAAUGCAGCGAGGAGCUUCCAAGGUGACCGGCUUCAAGGUCCACAGGCAGAGGCUGUACCUGCACCGGCAGCCUGUUCUCACCAACUCCCUCAGAGAGGUGCUCGUCUCCUUCAUAGCUUUCCUUCAGAUGCUCGGACGGCCUCUCGUCGUCGGCCACAAUAUUCGCCGCUUUGAUUGUCCGCUUCUGGCUCGCGCGCUGGAUGAAUUUGGUCUCAGAGCAGAAUUUGAGUCCUCGGUCUCAGGUUGCGUUGACACUCUUCCGCUGUCACGUGAGGUACUGAGGGACUAUGGCCUGGAGAGUUUUCGACAGGAGAACUUGGUCAGGGAGCUGCUGGGUGUGAGCUACAAGGCCCAUGAUGCUCUGGAGGACGUGCGGGCUUUACAGGCACUGUAUGAUGUUCUUCGGCCCAAGCCGGAGGUGAUCUGCAGGCACAGAUUUACUCUGGACACCAUGGACGACAAAGCAGCUGCCAAAGUGCCCUACAGACUACCAGGACAGCGCCCCCUGUGGGAGCACUUUAAACAGACCGUGACGGUUACGGAGGAUCACAACAGAACCUGAUACAAUUUUAAAUCUACCAUUUAUUAUCUGAGAUUUAAGAAAUUAAUAAUAAAAGAAAAUAAGUAAACAUAACGAAAGUCUGUACACUGGAUAUAAGGAAAUAAAACUUUAUGGCACUUUUCUAAAACACAAAGAAAGUUCUUAUUCAGGAGUAGUUUUAGGUUGUGGCGGCAGGUAAAUGCAUAGAUUUACUGAACAUGACUGAAGAUGUUGCCGGUUGCAGCUGAUGAUUUGGAGCUUUUAGCAUACAUCAUCUUUGUUUCUGCCAACGAGCAGGCAGGUCGUGUUCAUUGUGUUUUUUCUUAAUAUACAAAUGUCUGUUUGUGGUGUUAUAAAUGGUCAAUCCAUAGGGAGUGGAGGGUAGAUUUUAAAAACUCAUCAUUGACCCAGCAGCUUUACUUUCGUUAUUAUUUUUUUUUUUCAGUAUUUCAUAUUAAUUUUUCCAGCAUAGAAAACCCCAUCAACGAACAAAUACAGCUCAAGCGCUGAGAUAAUAGGACAGGAAAUAGCACAAUAAUAAUAAUCAAUACAGAAAUACAAAAAAGGGAAAAAAAAUACAUUAAAAUUAAAAACUACCAGUAUCCAUAAUGAAUUAAAUGUCAUGAAUAUGUAAUAAACAGGGAAAUUGCA